UGUGUUUUUAAAGACAACAUGGUGGACUUUCAAAAACAGAUGUGGGAAGAAGUAGAGACGGUACUUACUGCACCUCCAUCAAAUCGUGAAGACAAAAMGAUAGAAAGCAUUUUGGUCUGGUUCAGGCAACGAAGCCCGAUCUUCAAAGAUCUUGAGGACGAUGCCAUGAAAGAUGUCAUCAAAAAUGUUAAACUGCAUCGUUUUAGAAGAGAUACAGUUAUCAUACGRCAAGGGGARAGGGGAGACUGCUUGUAUGUCGUGCUUAAAGGGAGUGUCUCACUCUACGCAAAGAAAGAAGGCGAAGGAGAAAUCUCCCAAGAGUCUUUAGUUAGAAGUCACCAAGAAAGAAUCAUACUUUUCGGUACUGARAUUAGCACUCUAAAGGCAGGAAGAAACUUUGGCGAAUCAGUCAUGACUGAUGGGAAGAAAGAACGAAACGCAACAGCCAUAUCAGACGAAGCAACCUUACUUGUCAGCAUUGAUAGUCCACUUUACCAACRCUCGCUAGCAAGCCACAAUGCUGAAUGGAAGAACAAGACUMAGUUUGUUUUUAAUUGCCCUUUGUUCGCGUCUUGGCCUUAUGCGUAUAAAACAUURUUAGUUGAGAAUCUAAGAGCUCACUCAUUUAAUUUCGGAAAUUUAGUCGUAAAGCAAGACACGUACUGCCAUAGUGUUUUCUUUAUUGCCAAAGGAAUGGGAAUGGUACUGGUCGACCCACGUAUCGCAACUAAACAAUAUGAUCGCAUCAAACCAAGGCAAACACGAAAACAGACGAGUACAUCAGAGCAAGAAGAAGAACAGGAAGAAGAUGUGACGAAGCCUUUAACGGUGAUCGAAAAAAGGCGAAAACGUCAGAUAUUCGGAUUUGUUGCUGAGGAGAGAAGACAACGCGAUCGAWUGGUWCAAGUCGCUGUCAUUGGACAAAACGAUAUCAUUGGUGACUUGGAGAUGAUUCUWGAUCUUCCUCUUUUCAGCAUGAGCGUCGAAUGCUUGGAAUCCCUUGAAUGCUACGAACUCGAUAAACCAAACUUCCACCGUCUKAUCGUAAAGCGUAAUCCUGAGACCCUUGAGAAGAUCAAGUGGGUGGCCAUUKCAAAACUGAGUUAUCGCGAAGAGAGGCUGCACCAUUUGCCAUAUUACGGUCUUCUAUUGGAGAAAGCUAUGCAAGUCAGUGAAGAAAACGCCGCAGUUUUAAAACCGGCUCURCGUCCCACGUCAGUAGCAAAAGCCAUUGUGGGGUUUUACAAGGGYAAGAAACCAACUAAAGGGAAAGACUUUUUCAAAAGAAUGCAAGGCCCCGUUUUGGGAGCUAUUGAUAAGAAUUCAGUAGCAAAAUCAACUUCAAAUAUGUCUAACGAAGGAAAACAGGGAGAAACUCAAGACUGUCAGCCUGACCGACGAAAGGACAAAAAAGGAAAGAAGCAAUACACCGCCGAGGAGUUCCGGGCUUUGAAAAAAAAAGUACAGUCUACUGGGAAACUAAUAAGAAGGAUAUCUGACUAA
Molecule: messenger RNA, 1503 nt
Organism: Exaiptasia diaphana
Lineage: Eukaryota; Metazoa; Cnidaria; Anthozoa; Actiniaria; Aiptasiidae
Exons: 1
Coding region: 19-1503 (494 amino acids)
Source: RefSeq, a predicted model, not a curated record